AUGGCCAACGACCAGAUCAAACAGCGUCAAGCCUGGCGCAGGACCGACGAUUACACUCCGGGCACGCCCAAACUCAAGCUUGUCAUUGAAGAUCUACCUUUGCCCUUGGAUCCCACCGCCGCUUUGAUCAAGGUCCAUGCCGUGUCUUUGAAUUAUCGAGACGCAAACAUCUCGAAUGGCGGCAAUCCAUGGCCCGUGACCCCGAACGGCAUCAUCUGCAACGAUGCGGCCGGGGAAAUCAUCGCUGUAGGCGAUAAGGUGAAACGCUUCAAGGUCGGAGACCGCGUGGCCCCAACCAUUGAUACCGCCUAUAUUACCCAUCGGUCCACCGGACGGUCCUGGCUGGCAGCGAACGAAGACGGGGUCCUUGCCACGUACAUUGUUUAUGACGAAGAGGUCCUGGGAAAGCUACCUACCUACCUAUCCUGGGAGUGCGCCUGUUUGAUCCCUUGUGCGGGUGUAACGGCAUGGGCCGCGCUGAGGGAUGUCGGGAUCGGUAAAAGCGUCUUGAUUCAGGGGACGGGCGGCGUGAGUCAUUGGGCCUUGAAACUUGCUCGAGCUGCAGGCCUGAAAGUCGUUUUGACUUCAUCCGACGACAACAAACUGAGCAAGUUGAAGAAGCAUUUUGGAGCUCCAGAAAUCCUGACCAUCAACUAUUCCAAAACUCCCGAAUGGCACGAGGAGGUGCUCAGACUCACAGAUGGCAUUGGAGUCGACCUUGUCCUUGAAAUGGGUGGAUCGUCGUCGUUGGUGAAGAGCCUCAGAUGUACGCGAAGAGGUGGCAUCGUUAGUCAGGUUGGCUAUCUCGGUAGACAGAAACCAGAGGAUCUCCAUGAGUUGGUGCCGACAAUCAUCGAUCGAAGAGUGAUAUUGAGGGGCAUCAACGCCGGUCCUGUAUCUGACAUGGAAGAUCUCUGUGCCGCUUUGGAAGCUACGCAGAUGAAUCUUGACGACAUCAUUGACAAGGUCUACCCGUUUGACCAGGCAGAGGAAGCAUUGCAGUCUCUGUGGGAGGGCAAGGUAAUUGGGAAGCUGGUGCUUCGUCUGUAA
Molecule: messenger RNA, 1050 nt
Organism: Exophiala dermatitidis NIH/UT8656
Lineage: Eukaryota; Fungi; Ascomycota; Eurotiomycetes; Chaetothyriales; Herpotrichiellaceae
Product: alcohol dehydrogenase
Exons: 3
Coding region: 1-1050 (349 amino acids)
Molecular function (GO): oxidoreductase activity
Source: RefSeq, a predicted model, not a curated record